This is a messenger RNA of Sycon ciliatum, 1632 nucleotides long. RefSeq lists its product as uncharacterized. The transcript has 2 exons. The annotation marks the transcript as partial. The record is from RefSeq and is a predicted model, not a curated record. NCBI's taxonomy places the organism in Eukaryota, Metazoa, Porifera, Calcarea, Leucosolenida, Sycettidae.
AUGGCGGACAGCAUGGAGGGACCACCAGGGGGUCGUCAUCUGGAAACCAAGGGCCAAUGUUGCCGGUGCAACGGCAAUGGCACCUGCUACAAAUGCAAAUGUGCUAAAGAGAAUCGUAAGUGCACGAGCUGCGCGCCAGGACGGAAGUCGAACUGUAAGAACACCGUAACCGUACGAGAAGAGCCAGCCGUUAGUACCGUACCCAAGCCAGGGGCAGCUCCACCUGAGCAACUCGGAUUUGCGUCGCCCAACCGAAGAUCGACAACCAACACACACACCACUCAGAGAACGCCUGUCUCCGGUGCAACCACAGCGGAUGACAUAGCCUCCGCCGCACUCGCCGCUGCUAUGUCGAAUGUUUCAAGCUCUCAACAGCUAGCAUGGAACUUACUGGAAUCCGCGGAGUCUGCGGAGUCAAGCACCAGUUCAGAAGUGUCAACUUGCAAGCAUGCUGACGAUGUCAGACCUACACAGCGUGACAUGACAAUGAGGCCGGCUACCACAGCUGAGACCCCAGAGUCACUCACGUCUGCUCUGCUUGCGGAGUGCCGACAAGAGACUGUUUCAAAUUCUCAACAGCUGGCGUGGGACAUAUUAGACCAACAGCAUGACACUGACCCACGCGAAAUCCACACACACGCCCAAGCUGCAGAGUGUCGCGACCCGGGUGCUGCCCAUGCGGGUAGUAGUAGUAGUAGUAGUAGUAGUAGUAGUAGUAGUAGUAGUAGUAGUAGUAGUAGUAGUAGUAGUAGUAGUAGUAGUAGUAGUAGUAGUAGUAGUAGUAGUAGUAGUAGUAGUAGUAGUAGUAGUAGUAGUAGUAGUAGUAGUAGUAGUAGUAGUAGUAGUAGUAGUAGUAGUAGUAGUAGUAGUAGUAGUAGUAGUAGUAGUAGUAGUAGUAGUAGUAGUAGUAGUAGUAGUAGUAGUAGUAGUAGUAGUAGUAGUAGUAGUAGUAGUAGUAGUAGUAGUAGUAGUAGUAGUAGUAGUAGUAGUAGUAGUAGUAGUAGUAGUAGUAGUAGUAGUAGUAGUAGUAGUAGUAGUAGUAGUAGUAGUAGUAGUAGUAGUAGUAGUAGUAGUAGUAGUAGUAGUAGUAGUAGUAGUAGUAGUAGUAGUAGUAGUAGUAGUAGUAGUAGUAGUAGUAGUAGUAGUAGUAGUAGUAGUAGUAGUAGUAGUAGUAGUAGUAGUAGUAGUAGUAGUAGUAGUAGUAGUAGUAGUAGUAGUAGUAGUAGUAGUAGUAGUAGUAGUAGUAGUAGUAGUAGUAGUAGUAGUAGUAGUAGUAGUAGUAGUAGUAGUAGUAGUAGUAGUAGUAGUAGUAGUAGUAGUAGUAGUAGUAGUAGUAGUAGUAGUAGUAGUAGUAGUAGUAGUAGUAGUAGUAGUAGUAGUAGUAGUAGUAGUAGUAGUAGUAGUAGUAGUAGUAGUAGUAGUAGUAGUAGUAGUAGUAGUAGUAGUAGUAGUAGUAGUAGUAGUAGUAGUAGUAGUAGUAGUAGUAGUAGUAGUAGUAGUAGUAGUAGUAGUAGUAGUAGUAGUAGUAGUAGUAGUAGUAGUAGUAGUAGUAGUAGUAGUAGUAGUAGUAGUAGUAGUAGUAGUAGUAGUAGUAGUAGUAGUAGUAGUAGUAGUAGUAGUAGUAGUAGUAGU